Molecule: messenger RNA, 2239 nt
Organism: Sorghum bicolor (sorghum)
Lineage: Eukaryota; Viridiplantae; Streptophyta; Magnoliopsida; Poales; Poaceae
Exons: 9
Coding region: 647-1735 (362 amino acids)
Source: RefSeq, a predicted model, not a curated record
CGGAUGCCAGCUCUCUAGCUAGUAGCUACCCUGUGCCCAAAGUGCCAAACGGCGCCUUAACCACCUGCUUUAUCUUCUCCCGUUCACCUCGCGUGCGCGCUCUCCCUCCCUUCCUCUCUCUCUCUCGCUCGUGGCGACGACUGGGCGACUGACUGCCCCCGCCGCAUUUCGCUAGGUGCCCCACGGCCCUUCGCCGGCGACGAGCACCCACCAGGUAUGCCCACCCCUUCUCUUCCCUUCCCGCUAAGCGAAACCGAGCACCCAAUCCCUAAAUUUAUUAUUUAUUACUCCUUUUACGGCUCCUGCUCUCCCUCCUGGCGGCCGCCGCGUACGGCCGCCUCAUCUCCGACGGCGCCCCGUCCGCGCCGCUCCUCUCGGUGAUCCGCCUCCUCUCGGGCUCCCCGCCGGCCGCGGGGGGCGGCGGCGGCGGCCGAGGAGAAGUGCGAGCAGUCCUACGGCUUUCUCCCCUGCACCACCACCGUGCUCGGGAACCCCCUUCCUGGUGCUGGCGUACGGGUUCCUCAUGUACAAGGCGGCCACGUACCUGUCAGCCCCUGCUGCAAAGUCGAAAUCUUUACUAGGGCUUAGAUUCUGCGACCCUAAAAGGGUUGUUCCUACGACUAGUUCUUUUUAUGUAUAACCUCCAAUGAAGGAUUCUCAGGAUAUUCAGAGCACGACAGAGUUGCAGUCAUCAGCACAAGGUACUAAUGAAGUGCAAAGUCAGCAACCAAACCCUAUGGCCACUGAUGCUCCUGCAGGAAAUUCGGGUUCCUUAUCUGUAGCUAGUAAUGACAAUAAGAAGGUGUCUCGCGAAGAUAUUGAACUUGUUCAGAAUUUGAUAGAGCGUUGUCUACAGCUAUACAUGAACAAAGGAGAAGUUGUUAGAACUCUUUCUACUCGUGCUAGAAUAGAACCUGGCUUCACUACUUUAGUAUGGCAGAAACUUGAAGAAGAGAACUCUGAGUUCUUUAGGGCUUACUAUAUACGGCUGAAAUUGAAAAGGCAGAUCAUCUUGUUCAAUCAUUUAUUGCAACACCAGUACAAUUUGAUGAAAUAUCCAGCACCUCCAAAUAUACCCUUGGCUCCAAUACAAAAUGGAAUUCAUCAUAUGCCAGUUAGCAAUUUACCAAUGGGGUAUCCAGUACUUCAGCAGCCUAUCAUGCCUGCUCCUGGCCAGCCUCACAUGGAUCCAAUGGCCUGUGGUCUGUCCAGUGGUCAUGUGGUUAAUGGAAUACCUGCAGGUGGUUAUCAUCCAAUGCGCAUGAACUCCGGAAAUGACAUGGUUGUGGACAAUGGAGCACCUGAAGCACCACAUGCUGCUGCUACCGGUAGUGCUAUGUCAUCUGAGAUGGCUGUGAGUCCCUCAUCAGCGGCUUCAAGCAACCAUGCUCCUUUUACGCCAUCAGAGAUACCAGGCAUGACCAUGGAUGUAUCAGCCCUAGACUCGGCAUUUGGAUCUGAUGUGGGGAAUCCUGGAUCUCUGCAAUUAGGACCAGAUGGCUCAUCAAGAGACUCUAUUAGAUCCUUAGGGCAGCUCUGGAAUUUCAGCCUCUCUGAUCUAACAGCAGAUUUGACGAGUUUGGGAGCAGAUUUGGACGUGUUGGAGAACUACACUGGCACCCCUUUCCUGCCUUCAGAUUCAGACAUUUUGCUUGAUUCCCCAGACCAAGAUGAUAUAGUCGAAUAUUUUGCUGACGCCAUCAACGGGUCUCCGUCAGAUGAAGAGAAAUCAUAGCUAAGCUAUAGUUUCGUAGACGCCCCCAUCCCCAUGCAUUCAGGUUCAGGCAGGGCUGUCGAGCCUGGUAUCUCAUGUAGCGUAGCUUGCUGCUCUCAUGUAGUGUAAGCCUGCUGCAACGCCGCGGCAAAUCUAACUGUGUAUUUGGCUCGCGUGCCCCCUGUGCGGUGUUGAUCCAGUAAUUGGGCCUCUGCCACUAAAGAAUUUUGUAGUGGUUAAUUAAAAUCCUCUAAUUCUUUGGAAUAAGUAGUUGGGAUGGCCAGAUAGUAGUGUUGCUGGCUAGGUAUGCUUCUGGAUGCAAAGCUCACAGCUGGUGACUCUGAAACCACAGGAACUCUUUUUUUGUAUUUUCUGCAUAAGUAAACAGUUGGUACGGGUUCACUCCCUUGUGUUGCCUCUCACAGUUGUACGUCGCACAGGAAUGGUCUAGCGUAGAAAGUUUAGCUUCUGGUUUGGACAGGGUUUUCAGUAUCUUAAAACAAUGUCUGAGCUGAAUUUGAACUU